Messenger RNA from Thyridium curvatum, 2208 nucleotides. RefSeq lists its product as uncharacterized. The record is from RefSeq and is a predicted model, not a curated record. Gene Ontology annotation, molecular function: microtubule binding; GTP binding; GTPase activity. Gene Ontology annotation, cellular component: cytoplasm; membrane; microtubule. The coding region runs from base 1 to 2208 and encodes 735 amino acids. The transcript is spliced from 3 exons. NCBI's taxonomy places the organism in Eukaryota, Fungi, Ascomycota, Sordariomycetes, Thyridiales, Thyridiaceae.
AUGACGCUGAAGCAAGAUACCACCUCUAUCACCACCUCUAUCUCGAACCCUACCUUGCUUGCAAAGGUUGAUCAACUGCGUGACUUGAACAUCGGUCAACACGUGCCUCUCCCGCAGCUUGUUGUGGUUGGAGACCAAAGCUCUGGCAAAUCCUCACUUUUGGAAAGCCUGAGCGGUGUUCCGUUUCCUAAGGACCAAAACCUCUGUACCCGGCAUGCAACCCAGAUCACCUCCCGCCGUGAUAAGGACGAAUGUGUUCACGUUCGAAUCAUUCCAGGUCCACGCGCCUCGGAAGAUCAUAAGAAGCAGGUGGAGGCUUUCCAGACCAAAGUGUCUUCGGCCUCGGAAUUUCGCGAUAAGUUUGUUGACAUCUUGAAAAAGGCCAAUGAGAAGAUGGGCUUGCGGACCGAUCUCUCAAGUGGUCACGGUGGUGCCAUCUUCUCAGAGGACGUUCUCAAGAUCGAGGUGCACGGGCCUAGGGAGGAUUAUCUCACCAUCAUCGAUGUCCCUGGCAUCUUUCGAACCACCGUUCACGGCACUACCAAAGAUGACAUGGUUAUGGUCAAGAACCUCGUCAAAAGAUACAUCAGAGAUGAUCGCACUAUCAUCUUAGCUGUACUCCCCAGUAACGUCGACAUUGCCACGCAAGAGAUCCUUGAGCUUGCCGAAGAGUACGACAAGAAUGGCAAACGAACUCUCGGUGUGCUCACCAAGCCCGACCUUGUCAUGGAACCAACGAUGCGGGCUUCUGUAUGCGAUCUCGUCAUGGGACAGAAACGCCCUCUCACUCUCGGGUAUUUUCUUGUCCAGAACCGGAGCUCUGACGAUGGCGUCAAGACCGUGUCCGAAUUGGACCAAGGCCUCCGGAUACAGCCAUGGUCUGAUCUUCCCAAGGACCGAGUGGGUAUUCUUGCCCUCAAAGAGCAGCUUCAGUCACUUUUACUUGAUAUCACCCGACGCGAGUUCCCUAAGCUGGUGCAGGAUGUUGCCAGCCAGAUACGACAAUGCACAGUGGAACUGAAUAAGCUUGGGCCCUCUCGUCAAGACGAACGUGAACAACGCAGCUUUCUGAGUCGAAUGGCGGGAAUUUUCCAAGAUCGUGCAAGAGCAGGACUGGCCGCGGAUUACAAUGCCCAUUCAAGCUUCAACCAAACCGACCUUCGUCUCAUCACCCACGUGGUGAACCUUACCGAUGUGUUCAAUGCCGAUUUCCAGCGACUGGCUCAUUCGCGACACUUCAGUAGUCUUGAGGAGUCCCAACCGCUUGAAUCACCUGAACCAUCUGAUGCUGGCGAUCGUUCAGAAAGCCAGAGUGGUCUUUCAGUCGACACUCUACGAGUCCUGCUCGAGGAGAGUGGUGUCGACAAAAUCUCUCCGAAAGAACAGAUGGAACUCGCAGAAAUACUCGUUCUUCCAAAGGAUAUACCUAUGCCCAAUGAAGGCUUCACUGAUUGGAUUAAGGAAGUGUAUCUGCAGUUCAGGGGCCUGGAACUUGGGACCUUCAACCCAAACUUACUCUCCGUGGCAUUCACUGAACAAUCCAGAAAAUGGGGGGACAUGACCAGGAUAUACAUGAGCAGAAUCAUCGUUACCGUUCACCGCUUCAUUGCUGCAACACUACGCUCCAUUUGCCCGGAGGAGCCAACACGAAUACAGUUAUGGGCCGAAAUUCUCGAAGGCCUACUUGACUGCUACAGGAAAGCGAUGGCACAAGCAGACAUGCUUAUCCAGGUACAACAGCGCAAACAACCGUACACUCUCAACAGACAGUUUGCUGCUGAUCUCUCAAAGUCAAGGGGUCACCGCAUCACUGCGCUUCUGCGGCCUAAGGCUAAGGAGGAUCGGCGAUUCGCAGAACCACAGUACAUGGUCAAUCUGGAUGACAUCGCCGAGGCUGCUGAGGGCAAGCACAACACAGAGCUGUUGCAGGAAGAGAUUCACGAUAUCCUCCACGCGUACUACAACCUGGCGCUUGACCGGUAUAUCGACAACAUCUUUCAACUCGCGGUCGAUCAUUCCUUGUUGCAUGGACCCGACAGCCCCUUGAAGGUCUUCACCCAGGAUUGGGUGCUAAAUCUCGAAGCCAGGCAGCUCGAAGACAUUGCUGGUGAGACAAUCUCUGAGAAGAAGCGACGUUCACGGUUAUCGAAGAAGAUUACGGACCUGCACAACGCAUUGAAGAUUCUCAAAUCCAGAGAUAGCUAUUGA